AUGGCGCUGUUGGUUGAUAAACUGCGGCCUCGCUCUUUAGACGCUCUGACAUACCACAGGGAUCUCUCCGAUCGUCUAGCAGCACUGGCCUCUUCCGCCGACUUCCCCCAUCUCCUCUUCUACGGUCCAUCAGGUGCAGGCAAAAAGACACGAAUUCUCGCAACCUUACGCGCCCUCUAUGGCCCUGGAGCCGAGAAGAUCAAGAUCGACGCCCGUAUGUUCACGACAUCGACGAACAGGAAACUGGAAUUCAAUAUCGUCUCCUCCGUAUACCACUUAGAAAUCACGCCUAGCGACGUUGGAAACUAUGAUCGGGUUGUCAUCCAAGAUCUGUUAAAAGAGGUAGCGCAGACACAGCAGGUUGAUCUGACGGCAAAACAACGCUUUAAAGUCGUGGUGAUCAAUGAAGCAGACAGUCUUUCCCGCGACGCGCAAGCCGCACUACGCCGUACUAUGGAGAAGUACUCAGCAAACGUCCGACUCAUCCUUGUGGCAAACAGCACAGCAGGUAUAAUUGCACCCAUUCGCUCUCGAACGCUCCUCAUCCGAGUGGCUGCACCCACAGAAUCGGAAAUCUGCGACGCGCUGGUGAAAGCUGGAAAGAAGGAGAACUGGAAAAUCAUACCGGCGCUCAAUGAUCGGAUCGCCAAGGAGUCGGGGCGCAACCUGAGAAAAGCACUGCUGAUGUUCGAAGCUGUGUACGCGCAACAUCCAGAACCAAGCGAGAGGACACCUAUCCCGCCGCCAGAUUGGGAGCUUCUCGUCGAGCAAAUUGCACGAGACAUCAUUCGGGAGCGGUCACCAGCUAUGAUUCUCGCGACAAGAGCCAAACUAUACGACCUGCUUACACACUGUAUCCCCGCGACGAUGAUUCUCAAAACUCUGACAUGGAAACUUGUCGCGCAGCCAGAAGUGGAUGAUGCCCUCAAGGCAGAGAUUGUCAAAUGGGCGAGUGUCUACGAGCAUCGGGUUAGGAUGGGGAGCAAAGUCAUCUUCCACCUCGAGGCCUUCGUGGCCAAGUUUAUGAGGAUUUUCGAAGGCUAUCUGGUGGGUAUGGACUUCUGA
Messenger RNA from Cladophialophora yegresii CBS 114405, 1065 nucleotides. Its product is annotated as replication factor C subunit 5. Bases 1 to 1065 code for a protein of 354 amino acids. Gene Ontology annotation, cellular component: Elg1 RFC-like complex; DNA replication factor C complex; Ctf18 RFC-like complex. NCBI's taxonomy places the organism in Eukaryota, Fungi, Ascomycota, Eurotiomycetes, Chaetothyriales, Herpotrichiellaceae. Gene Ontology annotation, molecular function: DNA binding; DNA clamp loader activity; ATP hydrolysis activity. Gene Ontology annotation, biological process: DNA-templated DNA replication; DNA repair. The record is from RefSeq and is a predicted model, not a curated record. The transcript is spliced from 2 exons.